AAUGCCCCACCGCUAGAUGGCGUGUCUGUUUUGUGUUGAAGAAAUUUACAACAGUAAAGGCGUGCAGGUUUUGAAUAUUGAAGGGAAGCCACAACUAUAUACCAUUCGUGUGUAAUUAAUGAAUAUAUUGUAAUUCACUUAAUUUGGGAAUAACAAGAGCUUAAAGAUGAGUAAAGCACAUCCUCCUGAACUUAAAAAGUACAUGGAUAAGAGACUAUCGUUAAAAUUGAAUGGAGGAAGACAUGUCGUUGGUAUUUUACGUGGAUUUGAUCCAUUUAUGAAUAUGGUAAUAGAUGAAAGUAUAGAAGAAUGUAAAGAUGGUACAAAGAAUAGCAUUGGCAUGGUGGUAAUACGUGGUAAUAGUGUUAUAAUGUUAGAAGCUCUAGAUAGAAUAUGACAAAACAACCAUGGAAAUAUAAUUUGUAUUCUCUUAAAAGGUUAAGUAAAGAAUUUUUUAUGUA
Molecule: messenger RNA, 461 nt
Organism: Nomia melanderi (Alkali bee)
Lineage: Eukaryota; Metazoa; Arthropoda; Insecta; Hymenoptera; Halictidae
Gene: SNRPG
Product: small nuclear ribonucleoprotein G
Biological process (GO): mRNA splicing, via spliceosome; spliceosomal snRNP assembly
Cellular component (GO): U5 snRNP; SMN-Sm protein complex; U4 snRNP
Molecular function (GO): RNA binding
Source: RefSeq, a predicted model, not a curated record